Molecule: messenger RNA, 564 nt
Organism: Symbiodinium necroappetens
Lineage: Eukaryota; Dinophyceae; Suessiales; Symbiodiniaceae
Source: the annotation of a GenBank genome assembly
AUGCUGCCACGGCCGCAUGCUUGCAGGCCACGAGCAUGUGUCCUGCUUGCUUGCUGUGGUGCUGCGUUCGGAGAUACAGCAGCUUUGGAGAGAUGCUCCUUCGAGGUGGUAAUGGUUGAUGAUCGGCCUUGGAAAAGGCUGUCAGCACCACAAGCCCCAUAUUGGGUUUUGGGUGCGGCCUUAAAUUAUGCUUAUGCGAUGCACUUUUCUUACAGGAUCCGCCUUGUGCGGCCGUACCACUGGACCGAUCCGUACAAUAUGCAAGGAUCUUACCCUGGCUGGAACAAAGUGCUGUACUUCGCGGAGCUUCUGAGAGAAAGCCAACAGCACUGUACAUGGCUUCUCUACCUGGACUGCGAUGCCUUUGUUCGGGCAUUCGUGCCGUUUACAUCACUGCUUUCAGAUCUGGCUCGGCGCUAUGGUCUGAACAUGGGCAAUUGUGAAGGAACCUCUGCCAUCUUCGCGCGUGAGGAUCCAAUGCCCUUCCUGAACUUGAGCAGCGGACCGAUGCCGACCGGCGCCGUGCCUGCAGCACCUUUCAUAAACACAGGCAGCACAGCGUAA